AUGUUCCCAACCGACGAUGGACGUCCCACGACGUCUGGCGGGCGCCCGCAGACGGCGAAUCGGCCGCGCACUGCUCGACCUCCGACCGAGGACGGCGGCUUGAAUGAGUGGGCCGAGGAGGACUACGAGGACGAGGAAGACGACGACGUCGGCAUGUUCACCUUUGCUCGACCUACGACGGGCGACCCCGCGCAGGCAGCAACCUCGCCGCCCAACACCGCUCCUUUCACCCAAGCCUCCGCGCCUCACUCCCAGCCGUACUCCCCCUUCUCGCCCUUCGCGUUCGGCUUCGCUCAGUACGGCUCUGUUCCGCCUAGCACCGCAGCCCCGUCAGUCGGCGUACCUGGGACGGCCCUGACGCAGCCGCCAGCCGGCUCUCCGAUCUCGCCGGCCGCCGCCUACGCCCAGCAAGUCCAGUCUCAUUCGGCCGCGCCUUCGAGUCCCGAGCCACACGUCGGGCCCCGCAAGCGCGGAAGCUGGCAGUCGCCCGACAGCCCGGACCACGUCGUUGGGAACCCUUACGAGGACCAGCUGCGGCGCGAGCCGUCGAGGCGGACGAGCGGGAGCAGCGCCGACAAAAUUGAGGCGCUCGCGUCGGGCUGGGCAGACCAGCAUCUCUCGUAUGGUCUCGACGCGAACGGGCAGGCGAUCAUGCUCGACGAGAUGGGCGAGCCUUUGCGUUUGGCGACGACGCGCGAGCAGAAGAUGGUGGAUGCUGCGCGGCUCGAGCAGGACGACUUGACGACGGACGACUUCGAGGAGCUCGAGGACUCGCCGUACGCCGAAGUACAGGCCAGCGUGUCGAACUUGGACGACCCCGAGAUGCCUGUCCUCACGUUCAGGACGUGGUUCAUCGGCCUCCUCUUCUCCAUCGUCAUCUCCGCCUUCAACUGCUUCUUCUACCUGCGGUACCCCGCACCGCUCAUCACGCCCAUCAUCACGCAAGUCCUUUCGUACCCGAUCGGCAAACUCCUCUCCCGCAUCCUCCCUUACCGGACCUGGCGACUCCCGCGCUGGUCGAGGCGGCUCGGUUUGCCCGAGUCCUUCAGCCUCAACCCCAGCCCGUUCAAUAUCAAGGAGCAUGCCGCGAUCGUCAUCAUGGCCAACAUCUCGACUUCGCCCGCAUUCGGGCUCAACUACACCCUUGUCGCCGAGAAGUUCUACCACCAGCACCAGCCCUUUGGACUCGAUAUCCUCCUGAUCUUGACGACGCAAAUGAUCGGCUACGGCGCCGCAGGACUCUGCCGUCGCUUCCUCGUCUGGCCAGCUUCGAUGAUCUGGCCGCAAAACCUCGUCUUCGCCACGCUUCUCAACACGCUCCACGCCGAGGCAGACGAGGAUGAGAAAGGGCCUUCGAGGUUCCGCUUCUUCUUCUACGUCUUCGCAGGCGCGUUUGCGUGGUUCUGGCUGCCGGGCUUCCUCUUUGUCGCUCUUUCUGCGUUCUCUUGGGUCUGCUGGAUCGCGCCGAACAACGUCAUCGUCAACCAGCUCUUCGGCGUCUCGUCGGGUCUCGGCAUGGGUCUCUUCACUUUCGACUGGAGCCAGAUCGCCUUCCUUGGGUCUCCACUCGUCAUCCCGUGGUGGGCGGAGGUCAACACUUUUGUCGCCUUCGCGAUCGCUUACUGGGUCAUAUCGCCAAUUAUGUACUACAAGAACGUCUGGAACACCGCCUACCUCCCCAUGUCGACGAACAUGGUCUUUGACCGCUUCGGCGCGCCGUACAACACUUCGGCAGUCGUCGACCGGGUCGGGAUGAAGCUGAACGAGACGGCGUACCAGGAGUACUCGCCCCUCUACCUCCCGAUUACGUACGCUACAGUCUACGGCAUCUCCUUCAUGCUCGCGACGUCCAUCAUUGUCCACACCGCCCUCUACCACGGCAAAGAGAUCUUCCAACGAGUUCGUCGAGCGCGCAACGAGAAGGACGACGUGCACAUGCGGCUCAUGAGGAACUACCGCGAAGUCCCAGACUGGUGGUACCUCGCCUUCCUCGUCAUCGCGAUUGCCCUGACUAUCGUUACCGUUGCGUGCUGGGACACCUACAUGCCCGUCUGGUCGGUCAUCGUCGCCAUCCUUAUCGGCCUCAUCUACCUCGUUCCGGCGGGCUUCAUCUUUGCGGUCACGACGUAUCCGGUCUCGAUCAACCUCAUCGUCGAACUCGUCGCCGGCUACAUCAUCCCUGGUCUCCCUUUGGCCAACAUCCUCUUCAAGCUGUACGCUGUCCAGGUACUCAACCUCGGCCUGUACUUCGUCCAGGACCUCAAGCUCGGCCACUACAUGAAGAUCCCGCCACGCGCAACCUUCAGCGUGCAAGUCGUCGCGACCUUCGUCACCGCCUUCGUACAGGUCGGCAUCAAGCGCUGGCUCGUUGCUGUCGUGCCCGACCUCUGCGCAUCGAAUCAGUCGGCGCACCUCGUCUGUCCUUACGCUCGCUCCUUCUUCUCGGCUUCGAUCGUCUGGGGGCUCAUUGGACCAGCUCGACAGUUCGACAUCGGCGACUACUACAACCCGAUCCUCUUCUGGAUGCUCGCGGGAGCGAUCCUGCCGAUUAUCACCUGGCUCCUCGUGCGGCGAUACCCCAACUCCUGGGUCCGCCUGAUCAGCGUUCCUGCCGCGCUUGCCGGCGCGACGUUCAUGCCGCCUGCGACCGGUAUCAACUAUUCGUCAUCGGUGCUCAUGUGCUUCAUCUUCCAAUUCGUCAUCCGCCACCGCUUCUUCAAGUGGUGGUCCAAGUACAACUUUAUCCUGUCGGCCGGUCUCGACGCCGGCACGGUCGUCUGUGGCAUCGUCAUCUUCCUCACCCUGCAGCUACCGAAAGGCGGCACGAUCUCGCUCAACUGGUGGGGCAACUCAGUCUACACCAACACGCUCGACUGGCAAGGCGUCUCGUACAAGAUGGCGCCUCCGGAAGGGUUCGGUCGGACGUCGUGGUAG
Messenger RNA from Rhodotorula toruloides NP11, 2934 nucleotides. RefSeq names its product proton-dependent oligopeptide transporter, POT family. The record is from RefSeq and is a predicted model, not a curated record. Gene Ontology annotation, molecular function: oligopeptide transmembrane transporter activity. The transcript has 11 exons. Bases 1 to 2934 code for a protein of 977 amino acids. Gene Ontology annotation, biological process: transmembrane transport. Lineage: Eukaryota; Fungi; Basidiomycota; Microbotryomycetes; Sporidiobolales; Sporidiobolaceae.